Molecule: messenger RNA, 1392 nt
Organism: Balearica regulorum gibbericeps (East African grey crowned-crane)
Lineage: Eukaryota; Metazoa; Chordata; Aves; Gruiformes; Gruidae
Source: RefSeq, a predicted model, not a curated record
AUGCACCCGGCAGCCGGCGGCUUUCGGCCGGACGAAGAGCCCCUGAUCGAGGAGCCCUCAGUGAACAGGUACAGCCAGCAAAAGCCAAGCGACCGCUUACAUGGGGCCUACGUUAUUUUUUUCCUCCUGGGCAUCGGGUCCCUACUGCCCUGGAAUUUUUUCAUCACGGCAAAGCACUACUGGAUGUACAAGCUGCAAAACUGCUCGGAUCAGGCAAGCCCGGCAGGACAGGCACCGUCCGAUCUGCGGGACUUUUUUGAGAGUUACAUCUCCAUCGCUUCAACCGUGCCCUCGGUGCUGUGCCUGAUCGGAAACUUCUUGCUCGUCAACAGGGUGCCCGCCAGCGUCCGGAUCCUGUCCUCCCUCUUUGUCAUGCUGGUCGUCUUCCUGGUGAUCACGAUGCUGGUGAAGGUCGACACGUCCGCCUGGACCACCGGCUUCUUCGCCCUCACCAUCGGCUGCGUGGUGGUCGUCAGCAGCGCCUCGACCGUCUUCAGCAGCAGCAUCUUCGGUCUGAGCAGCCUCUUCCCCAUGAAGAACUUGCGGGCGCUGAUCUCGGGCCAGGCCAUGGGCGGCACGAUCAGCGCCAUCGCCGCCGUGAUAGACCUGGUGGAUUCAGUGGACGUCCUUGUGUCGCCAACUUCUCUCCUGCUCGCUCUCCAAAUCUCUGCGUUUUCCACACGCGCACUUGGCUAAUAAUCUCCCUCCUUCUCUUUUUCCAGGUAUUACAUGAGCAGCCUGAAGCAGAGCCCAUCUCUGGCCACCGUGCCGCCCAACAGCUCCACGGAGGAUGAGGACGAGCCAGCAGGCACCACAAAUACCUCCUUCCUCGCAAAAAGCACAAGCAUCCCCCCACUCCGCCCCAUCCUGCAGAAGACCGCCCUCCUCGGCUUCUGUCUCUUCUAUGUCUUCUUCAUCUCCAUCAUCAUCUUCCCUUCUCUCUCCUCCAACAUCAAGUCGGUCAGCAAGUCCUCGGGAAGCCUGUGGAGCACCAAGUACUUUGUGCCCCUCACCAGUUUCCUCCUCUACAACUUUGCCGACUGGUGCGGGAGGCAGAUCACCGCCUGGAUCCAGGUGCCCGGCCCCAGGAGCAAGCUGCUGCCCGCCCUUGUCCUCCUCAGGACAGUCUUCCUCCCUCUCUUCAUCCUCAGCAACUACCAACCCCGGGCUCACAUCCAGACGGUGGUCUUCAACCUAGAUGUCUACCCAGUGGUCUUCACGGCGCUGCUGGGGCUGAGCAAUGGCUAUCUGGGGACGCUGGUCAUCAUCUACGGCCCCAAGAUGGUGCCGAAAGAGCUGGCCGAGGCGGCGGGGGUGGUGAUGACGUUUUACCUCAUGCUGGGCCUGGCUGUGGGGCCCGCCUGCUCCGUUCUCAUUGUCCACCUCUUGUAG